This is a messenger RNA of Diaporthe batatas, 3489 nucleotides long. RefSeq lists its product as uncharacterized. The transcript has a single exon. The record is from RefSeq and is a predicted model, not a curated record. Bases 854 to 2323 code for a protein of 489 amino acids. Lineage: Eukaryota; Fungi; Ascomycota; Sordariomycetes; Diaporthales; Diaporthaceae.
GCCGGAGACAGCAGCAUUCCUCGCUCCUGACAUCAAGACUAUUAUCCAUCCGUCUCUGGGGUUAAUGUCAAUCCACCAACCUUGGAAGCCAGCCAACCCAUGCACCUCAUCGCAUCCUGCCCACCUGCACCUGCACCUGCUCCUGCACCCCUCCUUCCCGUGUGCCUAUCUAUUCUUACAUACAUACCUGCGCACAUACAUACAGUACAUACAUACAUCUGCCCGGACUACCAGACUACUACCUCACUCCUCCCCUCUCCUCCCCCUCCCUGCCUACCUGCCUUGCCUUGCCUUACCUUACCUUACCUUACCCUGCCUUACCUUGACCUACAUACUUCCAUUCUUGCCUGCUUGCCUGGCUGCUCGCCUGCGCGAUAUCCAUAACCUGCUUCUCUUCCUACUCCUCCUCCUCUCCGCACAUCCCACAGGAACCAGUUCAGGUCGUGCUUGAAAGACUUGAUUGAUUGAUUGAUUGGUCUGGUCCCCCCAAGUUGCUGGUUCGACCCGAGUAGGAGGCACAUGACGUGUAAAUUGCCGCUCAUUUCACGUCUCAUCUAAUCAAAUCACCCGCCGUGACGACGAAACCCAGCGACAGCUCCAAGUGCCGGCAACAUCUCUGGUCAUUAUGCUCCAUUCCAGCCUCGCCAUCCUCCUCUGACAUACCUUCUGGCUGGCGGGUGCUACCGCCCACGAAACCGCGCCGCCAUCGCCCCCGCCAUCACCUCCCGCCUUCUUACUCCUCUGUCUGUCUGUCCUGCCCGUGUAACAACUGUCUUUGUCCUAGCACAUCUCAUCAUCGUGCAGGCCGGGCACUGGUGACUGGUGACUGGCGUUGGCACCGACAUUUGCACCCAUGGUCCAGGCAAUAACAGCCAACAUGGCGCCCCUUGCCGGAGUGCCUGGUUCCUACAACCACUCCUCCAACAAGAUCUCGAAAUCACGAUCCAAGAUGGUCAAGCCCAUGCUGAAGAAGGUCGUCGUCUCGUCGCCAAAGAACUCGCUCGACCUGGACCGGGGGUGGGACGACCACAUCAGCGUCUACGACCCGCCUGCUCGCACAAGCCUGUCGCGCUCGGUCCGGGACGCCAGCCUGCCCGGCUCGACAUGGGAGCCCUCGACCUUUGGUAACGGCGGCCCAACAUCCGGGCCCGGCUCGGCCUGUCCCUCGUCUGGCGCGGCAACGCCUGUCGCGGGGCUCGAGAUCAGGAGGAAGCAGCACACGCGCACCACCUCGGGCACCAGCAUAGGCACGAACGGCAGUGGCCAUCGGCACGGGGGCGCCUUCGUCCACCCCUUCCAACAGCACCAGACCCCGCGCACAAACACCCCGCCGCUGACCUACGCCAACUCGUUCACCUCGUUCGAGCGCGACACCACCCCCAGGGACUACUCGCCCACCAUCAUCACCGAGAAUGACGACGACGACCUGGACAUUGCCGGCUCCACCCCUCUGUCCACCUCCCUGUCGUCCCACCACCACCUGCACCGCCCCCAGCCCAGCAACAGUCACUCCACCACCAGCCUGAGGCGCCCCUCGCUCGCCAGCCAGCGCACGCCCUCCCUGACAGACUUCAACAGCAACGUCAACAACAACCCACCGCUGCGCGUCAACACCACCCCCUUCUCCCGCUCCCACCCCACCGCCUCCUCAAGGCUCGCCCAUGGAUCCCUCAACACCUCGUACUCGCACUCCGACCUGCACAUCAACGGCGCCAGCCCUACCGACUCGCCACGCCCGUCGCUCACCCUGGGCAGCCCCAGCACCUCUGCCGCCCCCAUGUCGCCCCUGCGCACCAGCCUCGAGGGCGCCUUCCGCAUACGGUCCCGCAGCGAGGUCGACACCAGCGUCAACCGCGAGGACAUCCGCGAGGCCAGGCGCAAGUUCGAGGAGAACGAGAGGCUCAAGCAGGAGAAAUACGAGUCGGAGCAGCGCAAGAAGAGGGAGCGCAAGGACAGCAAGAUGGAGAAGGCCGCCUCGCGCAGGGCCACCGGCGGCAGCGACAAGGCCAGCGUCGGGCGGCCGUCCUUCUCGCGGAAGCGCACCCCACCAUUGAGCCCCUCCGUCAGCAGCCGCCACACCCACACCCGGCCCUCCGAGUCCCCCCGCCAGGCGACCAUCGAUGAGAAGGUCCAGAGGCCUGGGUCGGCGCUGAUAGGCAGCAACUAUGAGGGUACUGAGAACGGCGCGACGGUGCCGGAUAUCAACGACGUCCGUUUCGGAACGCCAAAGCGCGCCCACACGGCCAAGAGGAGGACGCAGAGCUAUUGGACCUCAUUCAUGCUGUGGCUCCGGACCCGGCUGUUGAAGCUAGGGAGGCGAUAGCUAUGCGAAGGGGGGGGGGGGCAGUGACUUUCUGCCGGAGGCGUCAAAAUAACCACUGCAGGACAUGAGGGCCAUUCGACUACCAGUCCUCGCGUGGGGUGUUCAUCACAUCAACAAUCAUACCGAUACCAAUAUAGCAGGCAGUCCAGCCAGUGCUAGACGCUGUCACCACCGGACCACAACAUGGAAUUACCCGUCACACGAGAUCUAGCGUUCUUUGCAUUGCGACCGUUUUUGACAGCAUUCAUCGUCCGUCACUCAUCGCCUUGGUGGAAUUCAAAGCUCAGCUUACUCGCAAGGCGUUUGGCGACAUACCCGGAAUCUUUUUUUCUGCCCGAGGGAAAGAAGGGGACUUUCGCGACCUAUCAUUUAUCACAAACUUUGUUUCUGCAUGCAUGCUUUUCGAAGCUGGCCCGGGCCUCACGGGGAGGGAAAAGCUGGAGAGGGGGGGGGCAUGUGUCUCGAGAAGGGGGCUACGGAGCUGACGGUAGCCCGGGCAACAAUGCCCACAGAUCCAGCCUCCGGGGCUGAGGGGCGCAACCCUCGGCCGGAACUGCGCGGGGCUGGGAGGGAAAGGGCAUCAUUGGGAAAGCGUGGAGGGAAAGAGGCGUUUUUGUGGCUUGGUCAUUUUCACCGUCAUGCAGCUCGGUUCUUUGUGUGCCAAUCGAGCCCGCAUCUCGCUCAUCAACGGAUGACGGUUGAGACAGGAGUAGAAUCGGGUCUGGGUCAAGGGGGUCACUUGUGUUUUCUUCCUCGCGGUAUCUCUUCACGUUGGGUUGUUUGUUUACAUGUUUGCAACACAAAAAAGGACGAGUCCGUCCUCAUCACCCGUGAAACGUCCGGGUUUAUAGACUCGAAAGAGAGACACGGCCACUUGCCUGAACGGCGGGCCAGUGGGGCAAGAAUUGAAGUUCUUUGCUCAAUACUUGCAGACUGCGGUCGUGUUGUGGUGAAGAUGGUGAUGGCUGAAUUGACCGUGCAAAUUAUAACCGAUGCGAGUCUCACCUCGCACUAGUGACAAGCCCAAGCAGGUGUUGAGUGGUUGUGUAAGAGAGUAAUAGUGCUGUUGUUUGUAUAUAUCAGUGAUGCUCGUGGGCUGCAUUUCUGAAAUGGGAUGAAGUCUCAAUUGGGAAAGAGAACAGAGGGUUAACAACUAACAUGUGAGA